Molecule: messenger RNA, 3568 nt
Organism: Ostrea edulis (European flat oyster)
Lineage: Eukaryota; Metazoa; Mollusca; Bivalvia; Ostreida; Ostreidae
Product: polypeptide N-acetylgalactosaminyltransferase 13-like
Exons: 12
Coding region: 357-2135 (592 amino acids)
Cellular component (GO): Golgi apparatus
Source: RefSeq, a predicted model, not a curated record
UUGGUUGUAUGUUGUAUAUAAAACGCUCUACCACUGAGCUACCGCGACCGAUUUCACUCAUAUGGAGACGUCACCACUGCCGGUGAAGGGCUGCAAAUUUAGCCCUAUGCUCGGCGCUUACAAUCUUUGAGCAGGUAGGGAUCUUCAUCGUGCCAAACCUGCUGUGACGCGGGACCUCGGUUUUUGCGGUCUCAUCCGAAGGACCGCCCCAUUUAGUCGCUUCUUACGACAAGCAAGGGGUACUGAGGACCUAUUCUAACCCGGAUCCCCACGGGAUAAUUGUAGAUAUACUGCAGUCUUUAGAAAAUCCACUGAUGUCGUCUAAACUAAACAGAGAGGGUUAAAAAAAAUGGAGAAUGCGACUAGUACAUGUAUAUCGCAAAAGGAGGGCGCUGUUGCUGCUGUCACUUGUCACCGUAGCCAUCUAUAUUUUACUAAUGAUGAAACGGGAACACACACAUGGCGACGGAGGGACAUAUACCCCCAUUCAAGCUGACGCAGUGUUCUUCACUCGUUCACACCACGACGAAUCUGCGAUCGAGCAAAUUCUGGCAAAUAUCUCGUGGAACCAUGUGGACCCACGGAGGACAUUUAAAAUGAACGUCUACCUCAGUGACGAAAUCCCCGUAAAUCGCCCAGUUCCUGAUUCCAGGCCAUUAAGUUGUAGCAGUAGAACAUGGCCCAGGGAUUUACCCCUAACCAGCGUAGUGAUUACUUACCACAACGAAUGGCCCUCUGUGUUAGUUCGCACUGUCUACUCUGUUAUACAGCGAACUCCAAAGCACCUUCUGAAUCAAAUCAUCCUGGUGGACGACGCCAGUACGGAACGCGAAACUCGACAAGGAACUAAUUUUCUAAAGACUUACCUUGGCAGUUCUCCUAUAACUUAUCUCCGAUUGGACGAACGUCAGGGCCUUGUUAAGGCCAGACUACACGGGGUCUCUGAGGUCAACUCGGAGGUCGUGGUGUUUCUAGACAGUCACAUGGAGGUCAACUAUAACUGGUUACAGCCCUUGUUAGUUGAAAUCAGAAACAACAAAGCUACUGUCGCUAUGUGUCACCUUGAUUACGUCAACCCUAAAACUUUCAAGUACUCACACGAGAAGGACUAUCGAACACGUUACGGCUUUGAUUGGCAGCUACAUUUCUUUGAAACUUACUUCCGAAAAGACCAAACAGAAGGAAAGGAUGAGACGGUUUCAUUGCCGGAGAAGCGGUUUUCUGAGGGGCCGAUUUGGAGAAGUUUCACUGUAAUAGUUUCGGUGUCCAUACAUGUGAUCGGGGUGGUGGCAGUAGGAGCCGGAUUUGCAAUCAAUGUAGAAUACUUUAAGAGUAUUGGAACUCUAGAUGACGGAAUGAAGAUAUGGGGAGGAGAAAACAUAGAACUCUCCAUACGGGUAUGGACUUGCGGGGGUCGGCUUGUCCACGUAGCCUGUUCCAAGAUCGGCCACAUCGCACGAGACCAGCCUUACAGUUUCCUGGCGGAGCGGUCCGCUGUAGAAAUACACAAUUAUAAGAGGAUUGUGGAGGUGUGGUUUGACGAGUUCAAACAAUAUGUUUAUCAUGUCUAUCCAGAAAUGAAGUCUGUAGAUGCAGGAGACAUUGAUAAGAGAAAAGAAAUUAGGAGAACAUUGAAAUGCAAACCUUUUAGCUGGUUUCUUCAAUCAAUAUGGCCAAAGUUACUGCCAUACGAACACUAUUCCAGAGUAUGGGGCUCUGUUCAGACUGACGUUUCGGGUCAAAAGAUGUGUUUGAACAACAAGAAGUACUUGUUUUCUUGGCCCGAGCAGUUGGUGGUGAAGUCUUGUCAAGGCGAUCAUAUGACUGAAACCUUUGCGCUUACAGACAACAGUCAGUUACGGACAAUACUGCAAUGUGUGGUAGUCAUUCAGGAUGGUUUGGAUUAUGUCCCUUAUCUACAGAGCUGCUCGGAAGUGACAAAUGUUUCAUCAACAUAUUGGUCCUACGAGUUUCAGAUGCUGAUGCAUGUUUCGACCUCCUUAUGUAUGGAAGUUUCACAAACUGGUUUACACCUUACCAUGAACACAUGUGAACGAACAAACAAACGACAGAAAUGGGAAUUCAAGGUCCUCCCAAAAACACAGAACCAGAAUGUAUACGAUUUGCAAUCCUAAGAGAAUGGAGAUCUUUUUUCCCUCUCUGAUAUUUUCCGAAGUAGUUGAAGAAAACUUUCGACUUCAGUCGACUUCAAGAAAUUCGACAUUUCUGUGAUAUUGAGUCUUUACUUGGGUGUAAAUUGUCAAGAAAUCCGACAUUUCUAUAUAUGGAGCCUUCACUUCGUUGUAAAUUGUCGGGAAACUACUAUCAGAUCCGCUGUCCUCGGUUUGCUUGACAAACCACGGCCUACUUUCCAGAUUACUUAGAAUGACAUUGUGGUACAUUUCCACCCUCUCUGGAGAGAUAAGUAGAUCUUAUUGUACCCUAUGAUCCUCGGCAUUAUUUUCUUCUAGAGUCGUACUGUCUUUCCUUGUUCCUAAAAAUUGACUUGUUAGACAAGAGGAAUAAAGCUGACCAGGUCAUUUAUAAACAAUGAAAAUAGAAAUGGUGAUAAAUUUCCCCCUUGUCUUAAACCAACAUUGCACAUGAAAAAUUCUGAUACGUUUUCACCAAUUUGUAUCUUUGAUUUAAUACCACUGUACAUAUUUUUGAUAAAUCGAAAACAUUUUCCAUCUAUUCCAUUGUUAAAAGUUUUUGUUAAUAGGCCAUUUCUCCAAACAGUGUCAAAGGCCUGCUCGAAAUCUAUUAAAGCACAAUAUAAUUUUUUCGUAUUACUCAAUGCAUAUUUUCUAAGAAAAUCUAACACAAAUAUAUUAUCGGUUGUACAAUACCCUUUUCUAAAUCAUGUUUGCGCUUCACUGAUUAACUCUAAUUCAUCCACAAAAGCAUCAAAACAUUUGCACAAUAUACUGGUAAAAGGUUUUCCCAGACAACUAAGUAGCUUGAUUGGUCUGUAAUAUUCAGGAUGACUUAUGUCGCCCUUACCCUUAUAAAUUGGUUUCACUAAUCCUACCAGCCAAUCCUCUGGAACUAUACCACUAUCAAAUAAUAUAUUAUACAGUUCUAGAUAUACGGGCAUAAAAGUUAAAAUAGUUGUCUUUAUAUACUCAUUCACAAUAUGGUCACCACCAGGUGCUUUAUCAUUUUUUAACUGCGGCCAUUAUUUCUUCACAUGUUAUCGGUUGAUUAAGAAUUGUGUUGCUACCGGUACUUAAGUUUAUAUUGAAAUCCAUUUCAUCAUUUUGACCAUUACCUUCAUUAGUUUUCUUCAUAAACUCAAACAUGAAAUUGAUAUUGACACUAGUUUUGUCUUUCCUAUUGGAGAUAUUAUAUCCGAAUAUUCUUUUGGAUUUCCACUAUGGAGUGCUUUAUCUGAGAUACUACCAUUGUGAUCUUUAAUACACCUAUCCAUGGUUUUCUUAUAUACUUUACUACUACGUCGUAAAUUGUUCUAGGUUUCAUUUGUCUUUGCUUUACUAUGUAAACGUUUAGCGAGGUGAAUUUUUUUCUAGCUGUACGGCAAGUUUUAUUAAACCAUUGUUUAUUUGUA